Messenger RNA from Acanthoscelides obtectus, 1909 nucleotides. Lineage: Eukaryota; Metazoa; Arthropoda; Insecta; Coleoptera; Chrysomelidae. The record is from the annotation of a GenBank genome assembly.
CGUGCCUCAGUGAACGGGUGCGCGUUUACAGGCUUCGCCCUAUGCCAAAUUAAUUCCAAAGUUUAUUUGUUGAUAUUAACCUAAAACUCGACAAAACCGCGAUUAAUGGGAAAUUUUAGUAUGUGCGAUGGUCCUCGACACUUGUCUCCGGGCCUUCCCUUGCUAUCCAGGCUGCAAUAACCUCGUCGGGGUUUAACAACUGUCCAGCGGGUUUGCAGCGAUGGUGAACAGCGGCUCCCUGGAGGGAGGGGAGUGCGCGGUAGGAGGUGGAGGGGAAGUAUCAGAAGGUAGGCACUCCGCGGACGGCGGGGAUGAUGCCGGGAGGGCGUCCAGGGCCAAGGAGACCGCCUCCGUAGAUGGAGAUGAGGCCAACAUCACGCACAACGACACUUUUCCUCUUGAUAAGAUGCAAACUUUGCUGUCUAGCCCGACGGCUGCCACUCAAUCCCUAUCAACAUCACCUGUUCCAAAACAGGACGAAAGCAGCGGCGGGUCUGCAGGGGGCAAUUCAACCGUCACAAAGCCGUCAACGGUGCGAAAACUAUUAUGUCUCUAUUGCGAGAGGUCAUUUGUCAGUGCCACGCUGAGACAAAAGCAUGUCGAGAGGGUUCACUCGGUGAAGCAAAGUCGAAGAAUCAGCUCUCGGCGACAGUCUCAACUGACGGUAACCCCGUGCGUUUACUGUGAUCACCAACAACCAGACAACACAUUGGAUGAUCUCUUCAGACACCUAGUGCAGGAGCAUUCCAACAGGUACUUUGGGUGUCUGACAUGUAGAGAUCGAUUUUUGAGUCCAGCAAUGUUGGCGGACCAUAAUUCUGCCAACCAUCCAACCAAAGAUGCUCCAUCGCAGCCUGAUACCCAAAAGAUUCAGGCCACAGCAGUUGAAGAACAAACCACCAAAGGAACUGAGGAGCAUCGAGAAGACCCGGAAAUAGACGAGGAAGUGACUGUGAAAAUUACUAGAAGUCGAAUAAAAAAAGCGGAAGAGAUUAGCAAGAAACCUGGAAAGUUACGAGAUCUACGAAGCAGGAGGGUGAAAAAGAUCACCGAUCAUUCCAUUGAUAACCUCAAAAUCAGCUCGCUGACGUUCGACGAUGUUUUUGAUAAAGCUUUCUUCAAUCGGAUCAAGUGCAAUAUUGAAGAGAAUCUUCUUCAUCAUAUCGAUGGAAAGCUUUUCAAAAAUCAGGAAUCGGAGACGAGGAUAUCUAAUUUUGAAAAGGUGUCCACAACACCACAGGAAUCUCAAAGUUCGAAUCCAGAAAACUUUGGCUGUGAACUUUCCUUGAAUGCUGUGACGCCAGUGGCAUCAUUAUCAUUGAAUUCUCAAUUUGGGGAGGAUUUUGAGUCACAGAUCGAGUACGGAGCAAAACCUUCCAAAAAGAAGACUCAAAACAAGAAGGACGAGGAGGAAGCAAGUAAAAAAGCAGCCCUAGACAAACUAAAUUCUUUGAACCCCGAAAGGAGCAUCAGUCCCGAGAGCUUUAUGGAAGUUAGGGAAGUCCUGAAUGAGAUUCUUAAUAAAGUGUUCGCUAUAACAGAACAAGACUGUGAAAGCGAGAUUUUAGGUGAAAAUACUUCUAGAUGUGAAGAUGUUAGGAAAAUUCCUCGUUACCUGAACUUGAGACCUUCGUCAUCUCUACCGACCGAUGGUGACAUCGACCAUUCUGACAAGAUCACAUUGAUCUGCUCAUCCCGGGAAACGGAUAACUUCGAGCUACCUACCAAUCCUGUGCGAUCAGAGAACGAGCUGGUGGAACUGUCAGGCGAAUGGGCACGAUGUCGGAUGUAUGACUGGUCCAAAGACAUAGACAAAAGACUGAACCUACCGAACGCAAAAAAUACAAGAAACGGUUUGAAGGUCCCAGACAGAAACCUAGUGACGAUCCUCAACUCUUUAUCGCAUUAA